AUGAUUUAUAUCCAGAUGAACGGAUUUGUCGUAUUAAAAGUUUUUCAAAAACGAGAUGAACAUCUCAUGAUCGUUUUUGUUGUAACAUUAAUUUUUAUGAAAAAAGUUUUUUCGGUCACCACACCACUAUCCAACUAUUUACAGUCAAAAUCACUGGACUUUAUUGAGGCAUUAAGACUUGUAAAUAACGCAAAAGAAAAUUUACUAUUAAUGCGCUCUGACAUCAAAUAUGAACAAAUUAUUAAUGAAGCAAAACAGUUUUGUGAAGAACAUGAUCUGCCUGAAAAGGAUUUUAAAACUAUUAGAUCGAAAAAACGGAAGAGGCAAAUUGAUGAAGAUGAAAAAACAAAAGAAUGUCUUAUUGAAUUUGGAAAAGAUCCCGAGCAAGAGUUACCAAACAAUUGCUUUAAUUAUGUUGCAGAAUGGAUAGAUGGUAUAUCAUUAGAAAAUUUAAAAAAUGAAUACAAAGUGUUUAGUACUAGUGUAGUAUCUUUGCAUGAUGGAAAUAAAUUUCCGGCCAAUCUUCACAACACAUGCAUUAUUGAUGAAACAACAUCAGAAUUAAACCCAGAAACCUUACAAACCAGUGAAUCGGAAAUUGACCAUGAUGAAAGCCAAUCAAUAUAUUUCAAUAAUACUAUUACUGUAUCCAGUAUUUUACAUGUUUUAACAAGUUUUGAUUUAGUAUCUGCAUUCCCAAACUUAUAUCUGGCUUACAAGGCAUUAGGAACAGUACCAGCAUCUUCAGCAUCAGCCGAACGAAGCUUUUCUAAGGUAAAAUUAGUAAAAACGAGACUACGCUCAACAAUGGGUGAAGAACGACUUGAAAGUCUCAUUCUUUUAAGUUGUGAAAAGGAUAUAGAUAUAAAUAUUGAAGAAGCUAUAAACAGAUUUGGUUGUUCUUCGGAUUUACUAAAAUCACACCUUAUGUUUAAAUAA
This is a messenger RNA of Rhopalosiphum maidis (corn leaf aphid), 939 nucleotides long. RefSeq names its product zinc finger MYM-type protein 1-like. The transcript has 4 exons. NCBI's taxonomy places the organism in Eukaryota, Metazoa, Arthropoda, Insecta, Hemiptera, Aphididae. Bases 1 to 939 code for a protein of 312 amino acids. The record is from RefSeq and is a predicted model, not a curated record. Gene Ontology annotation, molecular function: protein dimerization activity.